Chara braunii is the source of this 5770-nucleotide messenger RNA. The record is from the annotation of a GenBank genome assembly. Lineage: Eukaryota; Viridiplantae; Streptophyta; Charophyceae; Charales; Characeae.
CUCUAAUUACCUGCUGCGCGCCACACGCUCUCUCCUUUCCAUAUGUUGGUUAGGAAGUUCACUGAGUAGACAGGUUGUGUGUGUGUGUGUGUGUGUGUGUGUGUGUGUGUGUGUGUGUGUGUGUGUGAGAGAGAGAGAGAGAGAGAGAGAGAGAGAGAGAGAGAGAGAGAGANGAGAGAGAGAGAGAGAGAGAGAGAGAGAGAGAGAGAGAGAGAGAGAGAGAGAGAGAGAGAGAGAGAGAGAGAGAGAGAUGGAUAUUGUAGGAACGGUGAAGCUGUGUCUUGCGGACCUGUUCGUGAGUGUGUUAUGGGUGUAUGUUGGGUCAGGAAUAGCGGUGGCAGCGUCCGCUCUGUCGCCCUACUUAGGGGCUUCGGAGUUCACCGUCGUCCUCCUCCUGAUUUUCGUGAUUUCCAUCGGGUUCGAGCUGCUAUGCGGCGCUCUCGGCGGCGCGAGUUUCAAUAUGGCGGUCGAUUUAGCGGUGUUUACGGCAGGCGUGGGAUCAGAGCGCACGCAUUCCGUGCCUGUUCUUGCUUGUCGUUUUCCGGCGCAAAUGGCGGGAUCCGUGCUCGGUGCCAUGGCAUUGGAUCGAACGGCCCCCACGGCUUUUCGGCAUAUGAUUGUGGGAGCCAAGCUGCAGGCGGACGUUCAUUUGUACCUUGGAAUGUCCGUGGAAAUGGGACUGGCAUUCCUGCUCAACAUCGCCAUCCUGUGGUCCGUCCUAGCUUGUCCGGAAGGUCGCACGUACCUUAAGUCGGGAAUUCCGCUGUUUACCACACUCGUGCUCAUUUGCUUCGGAUCUCCGUACACAGGAGCUUCCAUGAAUCCUGGAACGGCUUUCGCAUGGGCUUAUUUUGAGGAGAGGCACGUCACAGCAGAGCAUUUUCUGGUUUAUUGGGUGGGCACUAUGAUGGGUGCUGUCCUUGCAGCCUUCUUUGCUGCAGCCAUAUGGAGGGAGACGAAGGACGACACAAGGGAUGUUAAGGUGGACAUCAAGCCAACCAAAGGCAAGGGUAAGCAGGGGGAGGAAAAGGGUAAGCAGGAGACAGAAAAACAGGAAGUAGAGAAGGCAAACAACCUGAAAGAAGAAGUCAAGGACGAGACGAAGGACAAGGACGCUUGAGCAUUUAGUGACCAGCUGUGACCCGGAGACGGCGUACUCGUUGCCAGGCGUUUAUUUACGUCUUUCAGGUCGUCAGCGGUUGUGUCAGUCGCGCUGUUGGUGAACAGAAUUUGCUGCAAACAGUGUGAGAGCUAAGAAGUCGCCAUCUGCGGCAGGAAAGGUGGUGCUCAUGCCCCAUUCAUUCCUCAACCAAACAGGUUGCAAGCUUGGCGGCGAAGGAUGAUAACACAGUUCCAUGAAGAUCUCCCUCUCCUCUCCGCUACAUCGUCCUCUUGGGAAACCCACCUCUUCCUCCUCCUCCUCCUCCUCUCCCAAUUCUUGAAUGCUACAGGUAGUAUGAUGACACAGACUCACUCAGGGGCUUGUCUGCAUUUAGGUGCCUAGAUUCCGCUUUAAGCGAAUGGUUAAGAUAUGAUCCGAUCUACGCUCGUCGUGCUAGGUCUUGUCACUUAGUUUAUUUUGCAGUUAGUUUGUUAGCAUCCGACGUACGUUCCAUUUAUUAGCAUCCAACGUUCCGUGUGCGUCAUGUCACUAGGUCUUGUGGCUUAGUUCAGCCCUCUCUCAUGAUUUUGCAGUUAGUUUCUCAGCAUCCGACGUUCUGUGAAGUAUGGAACUUACUAGUAUUAGUCUAGUAGUAGUUACACUACUGACUUCAAAACGAGAUCGGUCAUCCGACUUCACCCCGGGCCCGCUUUGUCACUUCAGUGCUCUCGGCCGUGAUUGACUUUUCACGCUGUGACAUAGGGCUACCACAGUUCUCCGACUUCACCUCCCUGCGGUUUUGCUGCGUCGACAGCGAUAAUUUGUUAGUAAUGCGAACCCUGAGAAUUGACAACUUUGACGUACCGUUUAGGCGACAACUUGAACGGCUUUCAGACUUCGGCAGAGCUUUAGAUUCUGUCACGCAAUGGUUGUUCACGGUGCGCUGAGCAUGCACUCAAUUUUCGCUGCGCAUGAAAGCACUUCUGGCAUGAGGAGUGUGUAUGUCAGAAGUGUGUAGAAUAGUGUAUUUUGUAGGCUCCCUUUUUUUGUUAUUGAAGCCAAGGAAGGGAUAGGAGUGGUGGCGUGGUGUAGUGAAAUGUAGGAUGCACAGAAUGCUUCAUACUUGGCACAGUGGGACACAUGUACCGCUGGGCCCGUCGUUGGUUCCAUCUUUAUCCAUAGUCGGUGUAGCCAGUGACGCCCUUUUUCUCGUUUUUUGUUUAGGGUUUUGCAACUCAACGACGCCUCGUCAGUGUAGUCACCAGUCAGGAAGAAUGAGAGUCACAGGGCCUCGUUCCACUAGUAGAUAACAUUCUAAACUGUACCUGCACAUCCGCUUUGUCCCGAUACAUGCAAAAUGUUGAUAGUCGCCAGUCAGGAAGAAUCAGAGAGGGCCUCGCUCCACUACAUAACAUUCCAAGUGUAUUGGGACGUCUGCUUUGUCCUGAUACAUCCAAACAGUUGAUGAUCGUCACCAGUCAGGACUCAGGAAAAAUGAGAGUCACAGGGCCCAACUCCACUACAUAACAUUCUAACUGUACCUGGACAUCUUCGUUGUCCUGAUACAUCCAAAAUGUUGAAUCGAUCCGAACGUAUCUGGGCCAGGACAAAUUCCAGACACAUGUAGAACGUCGUGUAGUGGAGCGAGACUACCCACAGUUCAUACUUGGCUGCUAUAAUCACUUGAUAAGAGUGUAGGACCACAUGAAAGACCCUUUACCACAACAAUACGUUCGUAGUAGGUAGGUAGGUAGGUAGGUAGGUAGGUAGGUAGGUAGGUAGGUAGGUAGGUUAGUAGGUAGGUUGAUCUCCCUCCUCGCAGCUGGAGGUUCGGCCCCCGCCAUGUCCCUGUGUCUCACUCCUCACACUGUCAGUGGCUGUGCAGGCGGUGAGGCAACCAGGAAAGAAAGAAAGGGAAAAAAUGUGAGUAAGGCUGGCUGGCAGUGGGCGUUAUGAAUCCUUUUGAUGUCCAUGCCAGCAUGAAGGCAUGGAGGAGGAUGACAAACAAAUGUCGAUCGCCAAGGUGAAAGGUUUCUUGCAUAGCGUCCCCGCCCACUGCCCCCCCGCCCACUGCCCCCCCGCCCACUGCCCCCCCGCCCCCCCACCUCUCCAUUUGCACGUACGAUCAUUGUGUAGUAUAACUAGCAGAUCCUGUUCUAUCUAAUAGACAAGAAGAAAAGGAUGGAGCAACCUCAAAGGCUUCUUUCUAACCUUUGUCCCCCCCUCCAUCCGGUUCAUUUCAGGAAAGCCGCGAGCUUCCACGGUGUGCAAUACAUGCAGUUACCUUUCUUGAUCAGAUUUGCAUCGUCCUAGCAGUACAUAAUCUUUCUAAUGACGACGAUGACGUUUCUUCAUCGCAGGUCAUCAUCCAUCAUCUCUCCGAGUAGGAAAUUUAACGGGGCUCAGACAGACAGGCCAUUGUUUCCAGCUAGGUAAGUAGGAAUUGCCACUGCUUCGUAUGAUCAUCACAUGUGCGUCGCCCUAGCAUCACCAUGAUAGUUUUGUACCUUUGUUUCUCGAUCGCAGGCCAUCAUCCCCAACAACCAGCUAUGGCAUCGUUUCUUGAUAUCUGGGAUAGCUGGUCUCAUCUCAGCCGUCGUUCCUUGAUCAGCACAGGCCAUCAUCUCCAACCACCACUCCAUCCGGACCUAUUUUGACGGACCAAAGUCGCAUUUCCCUGGGCCUAGAAUCUGCAAUGGCGCAGUGAGGAAAAAAAUAAUUCUGGCACCCUCUCCCACCGAACCUCUACCGGGCCUGGGCCCAGUAGAUUUUGGCCCGGUACUUUGUAGACAAGAAAAAUGAAAAGUGUGGGAGCAGUCAGAGUGGCCGUUUACGCCAGUAAAUCGCUGGUCUCGAGGCUUAGCGAGGAAUUGCCGGGCGCAGUGGCGUUUGUUAACAUAGCCACCAUGCCAGCUGUGCAAUUGUUAUCGCGUCCGACCUUCGUGGGGAAUUCCGUCUCAAAGGAGUGUGAGAGAACACCUGCACCUGGGCUGGGAUGUUUGAGGCUUUGUAAGGAGAGGUCUUGUCGCAUACAGCGGCGACGAUGGCACAGAGGGGGUGGUUGUGAAGAAGAGCCUGCUGCUAAUUUUCACACCAACCAACCGACCAUCGCGCACCUGGCGUUUUGCAUGCACUGGCUCCUCACUUCAUCUUGGCAUUAGAUACAUUGCUGCCUGCAGAAGUUCUUAAGCACUUUGGAGGACUGGUUGAAGAGAUCGCGAGCGAGCUUUGAAGAAAACCCCACGCGCAUGCAGCAGAUUGUUUUUUUAACUUUUUUAACGUUUUUUUUUUUUUUUUUUUUUUAAUUAAUUAUCGAUAGGUCAUCUGACUCUUCUCAGAUUGGUCCUUAGACAUCAUCGAGUCUGUCUGUGUGUACCAUUGUGUGGCUAAGGAGCAAGCCAUGUCUGCCGAGAACCUCACAUUUUACUGCCUUAAAUUCCCAGAUCAGCGACAUCUUGGCUCUCACCUGCCUUGCUGCUGCCCUGCUCCUCGUUUCGUUCGAGCAUCGACCUUCGCUUCGACGCUUAGAACUUGUUGAGUGGUAGUGAAUUACGGACAACCAUGAUCAAUUUAGAUGUGUCUCUAACUUCCCAUGGAGAGAAUGAGUCAAACAUGGGGCAUUGCAAGUGGGAGGCCUAUGCAACGUAGAGAUCAGGGAAUAGAAAAACGUAAAACGAAUGGUAGGUAGCUUGUUGAAGUAGUAGUUGCUGCUCUUGCUUUUGUUGGACGGCGAGCAUUCACAUCACCUACCGAGAACCGGUUCCUCUAGCUUCAUAGAGGAACCGGUUCUCGGCAUGUUGUCCCUAGUCAUGCAUGAUCCGAACUGCAGAGAUUAAUGAAGAUGGCUUCAAAGUUCUAACGCCCCGGGAUGGCCUGGCAUCCAUGGGGCACACCAGUAGAGCUAACUAUCUCAGCGUUUUUCGUUUUCCCUUUUCUUGGGCCUUUUCCUAGUAUCUCAGCAUUCUCAGGCGGUGGCGAUUUUCCAGCGUGGUCAUGGAUGCUCAAUAGGGGAUAUUGCCGACAAGGGUUACGGGCUGGUGCUCACUGUGUACUCACUGUAUCUUUUGACGCUUGUAUCCAUUGUUGGACUCCUGCCGACUUUCGACUACUCUUCAUCUCGUAAGUGAUUUUGUAUCUUCACUCUGUGAAUGCUCACUGAAGUUUCACAAGAAUAUUCAAAUGAAGAAUGUGCGUGCAUGCAGAUAGAACUGGCUAUGAAUUACUCGCUGGCCCACAGAAUUCUCUCCCCAGUUCCGCUUUUAACGAGAUCCAAAGGGACCCAGGAUCCAAGGAAAACAACCUAAUCUAUCAAGAGCAAGAUGACUGCCUCUUCAUCAAUUUAUGAGCCGCCAGAUCAAAACAUGACACAACAAGCUAGUUGCACCUUGCUCUCCUUCUUACUACUUAGAUAAUAGAAUAAUCAGCAACAAUUAUAUAUAAGCCUUCUCACGCAGAUUGCACCCCAUACCAUUGAAGAUCGACUAAAGCCAGAUCCGAGGGUGAGAAAAAAUCAGGGAAUAGAUCCGGGGAUCUCAAGAAAACUCCUGGUUGAAUAUCAAACCAGCUGUAGAAGAAGAUGUCGUAGUUCCUCUUGAACGCCGCAUCUCCUUCCCCAUCAGGCCAUUUGAUUUCCCCCAAAUUCUCCCCUAAUGAAUCCCCCAGCCAGUU